Molecule: messenger RNA, 1149 nt
Organism: Anopheles bellator
Lineage: Eukaryota; Metazoa; Arthropoda; Insecta; Diptera; Culicidae
Product: valacyclovir hydrolase
Exons: 3
Coding region: 80-982 (300 amino acids)
Source: RefSeq, a predicted model, not a curated record
AUCUUUACAUCAUUGUUAUUGUUAUUCCAGUUGAACCGUUCCAUUUUUAACGUGCCGCUUGUUACCGGGAGAAUUGAAAAUGCGAGCCUUAGCCAAGAUAAUGGCGCCACAUAGCCUGACGCUGCCUUCGCUUCUCUGGUCACCGUCGUUAGCGAUGAAAAGUCUGUCUCGUGCAAUGUGCAUUGCUGUUCCGACAGAGCGUCAUUUACGAAUAGGCAUCCAGAACAUCCACUUUAUUGAAGUUGGCCAAGGCAAGGGACUAAUUCUGCUGCCUGGAGCGCUUGGAACGGCUUUAACCGACUUCAAACCACAGAUAGAGAAAUUGCCAAAGCUAUUACCGCAACACAAAAUCGUUGCCUGGGAUCCGCCGGGAUACGGGAAGUCACGGCCACCGGAAAAAGUGUUUGGCGUCGACUUUUUCGAUCGCGAUGCAGCGGCUGCUCACGAACUAAUGCAGAAACUAGGUUUCGAGCGAUACAGCAUUCUGGGAUGGAGUGAUGGGGGCAUAACGGGGUUACUGCUAACGGCCAACCAUCCGGAGCAAGUGGAAAAGCUUGUUAUAUGGGGCUCCAACUCGUACAUCUCGGAAACGGAAACCAAAAUCUAUGAAGAUAUUCGAGAUGUGCGCAAAUGGUCAGCGAGAAUGCGAGAACCGAUGGAGAAAUUAUAUGGCGUAGAUUACUUUCCUAAGCUGUGGUCAGCCUGGGUCGACGGUUUGCUGCGCAUAUAUAAGGAACGAGAUGGGGACAUUUGCAGUGCCAAACUAAAACACAUUAAAGCUUCAACGCUCGUCAUGCACGGAGCAAACGAUCCCAUGAUUGAUCCCAUUCAUGUACCGUAUCUGUUGAACAAUAUUAAAAAUUCCGACUUGCACGUGUUUCCCGAUGGAAAGCAUAAUAUACAUCUUCGCUAUGCGGACGAAUUUAACAAAAUAGUAGCAGCAUUUUUAAAACGAAAUUGCAUAGACAACUUACGUCGUUAAAUACUCACCUAGCGAAGAGUGUUUUCACAAUCCUACACAGAAUAUCAUUGUUAGAUAUUCUAUCGUAGUGGAUAGAAUGUGUGAAUCUUGUUAAAUUGUCUAAGACAAAUAUUAUAUAAUUAUUAAUUGUUGGAAAAUAAAACUCGCCACUGAUUUCUACUGGUCAA